This is a messenger RNA of Sinocyclocheilus anshuiensis, 390 nucleotides long. RefSeq names its product disintegrin and metalloproteinase domain-containing protein 10-like. The record is from RefSeq and is a predicted model, not a curated record. Gene Ontology annotation, biological process: membrane protein ectodomain proteolysis; Notch signaling pathway. Bases 60 to 341 code for a protein of 93 amino acids. Gene Ontology annotation, molecular function: metalloendopeptidase activity involved in amyloid precursor protein catabolic process. NCBI's taxonomy places the organism in Eukaryota, Metazoa, Chordata, Actinopteri, Cypriniformes, Cyprinidae. Gene Ontology annotation, cellular component: synaptic membrane; plasma membrane. The transcript has 4 exons.
CCCAUCCGCACAGAUACGGGCCGGAAGGCGGCUGUGCAGAUUCGUCUGUGUUUGAGCGAAUGAAGAAGUAUCAGGCGUCGGCGCUGGAGGAACCGGCCAAGGAGGAUCACGUGUUGCUGAGGAAGAAGAGGAUGACGCAGGUGGAGAAGAACACCUGCCAGCUCUUCAUCCAAACCGAUCACCUCUUCUACAAGUACUACAAGACCAGAGAGGCCGUGAUCGCUCAGAUCUCCAGUCACGUCAAGGCCAUUGAUGCCAUCUACCAGGGCACAGACUUCAUGGGCAUCCGCAACAUCAGUUUCAUGGUCAAGAGGAUACGGUUUUUAAUAAGCCAGCUUUAGGCACAGCAGCUGGUUUCUAACAGCGCUGCUGGUCUCGUCUCAGAUAAAC